AUGGUAAACAAGCCAGUCAGAGUCGCUGUAGAUCCGGUGACCAUCGUUCUUAAGGAAUGUAUAACUAUGUCUACCGCCAUGAGAAAAUACUCCACUUUGACUUCUCAGUCAGGAAUGGCAGCAAUUCUUGGUGGUGGUAGUGAUGAUAUCUUUAUUUCAGACUCAUUUGCUACAAUUCCUCAAGCAAAACAAAAUGACCCCCUUCUGUCUGGAUUUAUCCAAUUAAAGCUAAUGCUAGAUAAAUUAGAAUCACUCGAAAAUAUUGAUUCCUUAACUGUUCUUCAACCGUUCCUUUUAGUUAUUAGAACUAGCACUAUUUCAGGUUACAUCACAUCCUUAGCAUUAAAUUCUUUACAAAAAUUUUUAACCACGAACAUUAUCACUGAGCAUUCAAAAAACUAUGUAGCGGCGUACAGAGAGGUUGCCAAAGCAUUAACUCAUUGCAGAUUUGAGGGUAUAAGCCAAAUGGCGGAUGAUUCUGUAUUAUUAAAAGUAGUUAUAUUAUUAAGAUCAUUAGUUAAUUCACUAAUGGGUGAUGUUUUAUCCGAUUCAAUCGUUCAUGGGAUUCUUCAAACAAUUAUGUCCUUGGCAUGCAAUAAAAGAAGAACUGAAGUCUUACGAAAGGCAGCUGAAACAACUAUGAUAUCUUUAACUGUUAAAAUAUUUUCGAAAUUGGAUGAUAUUGACCCAACUCUGUCGAGACAUAUUUAUAUAAAUGAUGAAGCAUACGCUAAUAAUACUCUAAAAAGUGAUACAGUCGGCGCAAAGAUAAGUAUGGAUGAUUCUAGAAGUGAGCUAUCUUCUUCAAUAGGGCCAAGAACAGAGACAGCAGAUGUAGAAGAGCCCACUGAGAUAACACAAAGAAAUGAAGGUGCAGAAAACAUAGAAAGCGAUAUAGAUUCUAAAUUAUCAGUCAAUGAUCUAAAUAUAAAAAGUACUAGUGCGUUAGUUCUUUCACCUACUGAUGAAAACUACGGGUUCAAAGUAAUUUGUCAAUAUCUAAAUAUGUUACUAUCCAUUGUAAUCCCUGAAAACAUUAAUAAUCAUGGUAAUUUUUCUAGUAUUCUAUCAUUUCAAUUAUUGAACACUGCCAUUGAACUAUCGGGUGGUAGAUUUUUAUCUCAUCCAAGACUAUUCAGUCUGGUUGCUGAUCCAAUUUUUAAAAGUUUAUUUUUUGUAAUUCAAAAUUCAAACAAAUUAUCAUUAGUUCAAGCAGCCAUGGAACUUUUCACUACAAUAGUAAUUGUAUUUGGAGAAAAUGUUCAUUCUCAAGUAGAAUUAACAUUAAAUUGUAUUCUAGACCUUCUAAAAGAAAGUCGUGAUACUACAGACAAUAAUGGUAAAAAUAAACCGGAAGAAAAAGAAAUCAAGUCUUUGCCAAUUAAAGAACUAUUGUUAGAACAACUGUCCCUUCUAUGGACAUGCUCAUCUAACCUUUUCAUUAAAACUUUUGUCGAUUUUGACUGUAGUAGAGAUAGAUCUGAUUUAGCGACUAAACUCUUAAAAACUUUAGCAAAAAUGGUAAAUUUAGAACCAAGUUCUCAAAGUAUGACACCAAUAAGUUUAGAUGGUAUUUGUUCUUUUGUUGAUGAAAUCCAUACCAACUUAAAUUCCGUUGACAGAUUAACAUUUUUAUCAGAAAGGAAAGAAAAUAUUAAAUUAAGGCAAAGAGAACGCAAAACUAAAUUCAUUAAAUGUGUAGAAGCGUUCAAUGAAAAGCCAAAGAAAGGCAUCCCUUUAUUGAUUGAAAGUAGUUUUCUUACCUCUGAUAAAGACGAAGAUUUAGCACAAUUUCUUUUUGAAAAUAAUACCCGAAUUAACAAAAGAACAAUCGGUUUAUUACUAUCUGACCCUAAUAAAAUAUCUUUGUUAAAAAUGUAUAUGAAUCUCUUCGAUUUUAAAGGCUUUAGGGUAGAUGAAGCAAUUAGAAUGCUACUAACAAAAUUCAGAUUACCUGGGGAAUCCCAACAAAUUGAAAGAAUUAUAGAGGAAUUUUCAAGCAGAUAUGCUAAUAGUCAAAAUUAUCAAUCUAAUGAUACCACUAUUUAUGGAAAUGAAUCUGAGGGUACACAAUUACAACCGGAUUCGGACUCAGUAUUUAUUUUAAGUUAUUCAAUUAUUAUGCUAAAUACAGAUCUUCAUAAUCCGCAAGUUAAAGAACAUAUGUCAUUUGAAGAUUAUUCUAGUAAUUUAAAAGGUUGUUACAAUAAGAACGAUUUUCCCUUCUGGUAUUUAGACAAAAUAUACGCAUCAAUCAGAGAUAAAGAAAUCGUUAUGCCUGAGGAACAUCAUGGUAAUGAAAAAUGGUUUGAGGAUGCUUGGAAUAAUUUAAUAUCAUCCAAUACAGUUAUUACUAAUAUUUCAUCUGUCACAUCAACUGUAACGGAGAAUCUAAAUUCGAUUGAGAAGGUGCAAUUUGGUAGAUUAUUGUUCAAGAAUGUUGGUGCUGUUCUGAUAAAUGCAAUUUUCAAAACUUAUAUGUCUACUUCUGAUGAGCAUCGCUCAUCUCGUGUGAUUCAAUGCAUAGAAAAAUGUGCCUCAAUUGCAUCAUAUUAUAAUUACAAAAAUUUAUUCAACGAAUUAUUACGUCACGUAGUAAGAAUAACUACUUUAACUAAUCCCGAAAAUCCUUCUCCUAAUAAAAUUCAAUACAAUGUGGAAGAAAUUCCUUUAGUACGUAUAGACUUUGAAGAAACUCGAGCUUCCGUUCCUGUAAGUACUCUAGCAAUGAGAUUAGGUAGAUCUGAAAAAGCUCAAUUAUGCACUAUAUUAUUAUUUUCUAUCCUGCAGAACAACACUAAUAGUGAUAUUAUUACUGUUAAGAUAUGGACUGAAAUUAUUCAAGUUGUGUUAAACCUAUAUGAGAAUCUCUUAAUAACACCUGAUAUUUUUGGGGACCUUCAGCAAAAACUAAAGCUUGGUACGCUACCAAGGCCACAACCGGAUUUCGUUAUUCUUAAAACAAAUGAAAAUAAAGGUAUCUUAUCUACUUUCGCUUCAUACUUAAAAGGUGAUGAAGAGCCAACAGAUGAAGAAAUAGAAUACGCCAAAAUUGCAAUUAACUGUGUGAAAACUAGUAACAUACCGUCCUCUAUAUUUGGGAAUGAUAUUAAUAUUACCCCCACUAUAAUUAAGCUUCUAUUAGAAUCUAUUGAAUAUAAGAAAACGGACGAAAAUCAGAAUUAUUUUGAACCUGAAAUGUUAUUUUUAGUUGAAAUAUCUGUAUCUUUAUUUCCAUUUUGUAAAAAUGAAAAGGAAUUGGGUAAUUUUAUUCUAUCAAAAUUAUCUAUUCUCUCAAGGUUGGAAAACUUAUCGAAUGAAACAUAUCGUCGUUUUGUAGCUUAUGAGGUUCUAUUACUAUCUAUUCUAGAUGAGAAAGAGCAAUAUCUAACAUCAUUAAUUAACGAUAAAAUUUUAGCUUCCAAACAAAUAUUCUCUCCUAAAUUCUUUGCCAAUGAAGCUGGCUCUAAAUUAUUGGAUAAUAUACUCUAUUUUUCUGAAAUUGAUAAUUACAAAGAAGAAUUAUUAAAUAAUAAGGGAUUUUGGACCUUGCUAAAUUAUACUACUAAAGAAGACUAUUCAUCCGACAAGAUUUGCAAAUUUUUGGAAGACUCAAUUAGAGCUGAAAAGAAAAUUAUUAACAAAAAUACUAUUGAAUAUAUUCUUGAAAUAUUUGAAAAUAGAAUGCAUAUAGUUAAAAAACAGAAGGUAACUGUUGAAAAAAGUGAUCUACAGAAUUCGAAUAAAAAUGACUUUAAGGUAUUACUAGAUGGGUCAGAAGUCACUGAGAGAUGGGUGUCAUUUGUUAUUGCAUUAACAGGUGAGCGCUCCGUGUCAAAUUUACUAACAGUAGAUCGCAUAAUUAAAAUUAUACAAACUCUAUUUUUCAAAUUAGUAUAUUCUGAAAAAUCUUUAAGAUCAUCCAUUUUAACUGCUGUUGAAACCAUUUUAACCGCCAAUAUUGAAUAUUCUAAAAUGAAUAUUAAGGAUCUAGAAUCUGUCAUAGAACUUGGCAUCGUUACUGAACUAAAUAAAAGGCAUAAACUUGUAAAACCCUUAAUACUUGAUGUUUUAAUUAUGCUUCAAAAAGUCUUUGUUUACUAUUUAAAGAAGGGAAUUACGGAUGAUGAAACUUUUUUGAAAAUUUUAAAUGUAUUUAAUAAAUAUGUCGAUUCUAGUGAGGUUGAGGUUCAAGUUCAAAAAUUAAUAACUGAGAAAAAGGAGAUUGAAAGGCAACUUAAAGGGACAUCUGAAUCUGAGCAGGUGUCAGGAAGUGAGGAAGAUGUAUAUUCUAUAUCGAAUAAAAAUAAUAUUAUUAAUACCAAUGUGACUUCUGACCCAAUUGAUGAUAGUAAUACCACAAAUAAUGCAACCAAUGCUGAUGUAAAAGUUCAUAAUGAUAAUGACACAAAUACUAAAACGGAAAAUAAUAUCGAAGUUAAAGUCGAUGAUUCAUAA
Messenger RNA from Henningerozyma blattae CBS 6284, 4458 nucleotides. Its product is annotated as Sec7 domain-containing protein. The record is from RefSeq and is a predicted model, not a curated record. The coding region runs from base 1 to 4458 and encodes 1485 amino acids. Gene Ontology annotation, molecular function: guanyl-nucleotide exchange factor activity. The transcript has a single exon. Gene Ontology annotation, biological process: regulation of ARF protein signal transduction. Lineage: Eukaryota; Fungi; Ascomycota; Saccharomycetes; Saccharomycetales; Saccharomycetaceae.